GAUGGUCCGUAGUGGAAAAAAUGGUGACCUUCAUCUUAAACAGAUUGCAUAUUAUAAACGAACUGGUGAAUAUCAUCCAACUACACUGCCAAGUGAGAGAAGUGGCAUAAGAAGAGCAGCAAAAAAAUUUGUCUUCAAAGAAAAAAAGCUGUUUUAUGUUGGAAAAGACAGGAAACAAAAUCGUUUGGUAAUUGUUUCAGAAGAGGAAAAAAAGAAGGUCUUAAGAGAAUGCCAUGAAAAUGACUCUGGAUCUCAUCAUGGCAUAUCCAGAACCCUCACUCUAGUGGAAUCCAAUUACUAUUGGACUUCUGUGACCAAUGAUGUCAAACAGUGGGUAUAUGCUUGUCAGCAUUGCCAAGUGGCGAAAACUGCAGUUAUUCUAGCACCUAAACAACACCUUCUCAAGGUAGAAAAUCCAUGGAGUAUAAUUACUGUUGAUCUGAUGGGACCUUUUCAUACAAGCAACAGAAGCCAUGUAUAUGCUAUAAUCAUGACAGAUUUAUUCACAAAAUGGGUUAUGAUUUUGCCUCUAUGUGAUGUUUCAGCAUCAGAAAUUUCUAAAGCUAUUAUCAAUAUAUUUUUCUUAUAUGGACCUCCUCAGAAAAUAAUAAUGGACCAAAGAGAAGAAUUCAUUCAACAGAUCAAUGUUGAGCUAAACAGACUGUUUGGCACAAAGCAAAUUGUAAUAUCUCACACUUCUGGAACUCUAAACCCAACUGAAAGUACACCUAGCACAAUCAAAACGAUUCUCUCCAAACACUGUGCUGACCACCCAGACAACUGGGAUGAUCACCUAUCAGCUGUUUCAUUUGCCUUCAAUGUGACUCACUUGGAGCCUACUAAAAAUACACCAUAUUUUCAAAUGUUUAAUCGAAAUCCUUAUAUGCCUGAGACGUCAGGUAGUCUUCAUGAAGCAGAUGGUGAUAAUACAAGUAUGUUUGCCAAAAUUCUAUAUGCAAUUAAAGAAGCUGAAAAAAUGAUGGAAAAUAAGACUUCAGAGGGCCAGGUGGAGAACAACAAUUUGGAUGAAUUAAAUAAAAGCAAGAUUGCUAUUAAAAAGAAACCAAAGCAAUUAAAUCCAUUUCAUUUAAAAGUGGGUCAUGAAGUUUUAAGACAAAGGAAAAACUGGUGGAAGGAUGGUCGUUUCCAGUCUGAAUGGGUUGGUCCUUGUGUCAUAGACUAUAUUACAGAAGGUGGAUGUGCUGUCCUGAGAGACAACACUGGGGCUAGACUUAAAAGACCUAUCAAAAUGUCUCACCUUAAGCCGUAUGUAAGAGAAUCCAGUGAACAAGACAGCCUUUAUCUCUUGCAAGGUUCAGUAGUGGCAGAUCAUGACUACAUUGGAUUGCCUGAAAUUCCGGUUGGAGCAUACCAAGCAAAUAUUCUGGUAGAAGAUGCAACUAUUGGUGUAGCCAGUAAUGAAUUACUGACAUCAAGCAAGGAUCGUGAACUAUUAGAAUAUAGAAAUGCCAAGAUUUCUCCGUUGAUGGAAGAUCAUGGUACUCUUGAAAAGCAGACUUUCAGUCUUUUGGACUCUUCAAGCCAAGUCCUUGAAUACUUAAGUUAGCAAAUGCCAAAAUUAAAGUGCUUGUUUAGAUUGUACAACCCCCUUGAAUCUUAGUAUCUUAUCCAUUAAAACAGGUUGUGUAGAAGAAGUGUCUUGACACACUCUUAAUGACUAAAUCCUGAAGGUUUAUUUUAUAACUAUUUAUGUAAAGUUGUAUCACAUUGAGUAUUAAUAUUCCUGUAUAUCAAAGGAAAGGAAGCAUAUAAUAUAUAGAAUUCACUUCUUCUAAAGAGAGAACAGGCGAAGCACCCUUGCUUCUUAAGAAAUACAUUAAAUUCCAGCUCAAAACUCUCCAA
Galeopterus variegatus (Sunda flying lemur) is the source of this 1863-nucleotide messenger RNA. It is a transcript of the gene GIN1, whose product is annotated as gypsy retrotransposon integrase 1. The record is from RefSeq and is a predicted model, not a curated record. The transcript is spliced from 7 exons. The coding region runs from base 2 to 1567 and encodes 521 amino acids. Gene Ontology annotation, biological process: DNA integration. Gene Ontology annotation, molecular function: nucleic acid binding. Lineage: Eukaryota; Metazoa; Chordata; Mammalia; Dermoptera; Cynocephalidae.